UGUAGAUUGCUCUCAGGGAUUACCCCCACACGUUUCUUAAGAGGAUGCAAAUCCUUAAGAAUCACAUUGCUAUAUAUUUUCAAAAAAUAUCUUUCUUCUUGGAAAUAGAAUCGUUUUAAGCUCAUUGUAUAAGUUUCGAAAUGUCAGCAAGAAGAGUUGUUGGAAAUCCAAUCAUUUUAGCUAUCGAUGCUGUAUCGAUUAUUUUAGGUUCAAUUGGUGCUUACUAUGUUGUAUUUGCAAUUGAAUUGCCACCUGCAUUAGCUGAUGCUGGCCCUUGGCAAUUCUUAACCAACCUUUCUUUAGUAUACUCAUUGAUUAUUUUCGGUAUAGGAUUUGUUGCCCAUUUAACUAAAUCACAACUUUUGUUUGAAUUAAAAAACAAUAUUCAUCCAAUUGGGUUGGCAUUAGAAAGUGUGGUAGCAAUCAUUUAUUGGCCAUUAAGAUUAUUCUUUUUACGUUUACUUAUAGGUGAUCAUGAAUUAAAUCUUCCAAUGAGUAUUGAUUUAUGUAUCCAUUUAUUACCUGUCUCAUCAUUAUUAAUUGAUUUCCUUGUAUUUAUGCCUAGAUGGACUAUACGUAUUGAAACAGCAUUUCUUAUUGUUGCUGGUUUAACUACAGGCUACUGGACUUUAUUGAAAUACCUAAUUGAUACAGAGAAGGGUGGUAUUUAUCCAUAUGCUUUCUUAAAUGUCGAUUCUGAACAAAAGAGAAUUGUUGUAUUUUCAAUUGUGGCUGCAGUUGGAUUUACUCAAUUCUUAUUCUUAAGAUCAUUAUAUGAUAAUCUUAUUAAAUUUACUGAACAAGUUGAAGAUGAAAUUGAUUCUGAAUUGGAAAAGAAGAAUCUUUAGAUAUUAAUAUCUACUAGAAAUUAGAUUCGUUUUUAUUACUCUAUAUAC
Messenger RNA from Scheffersomyces amazonensis, 896 nucleotides. RefSeq lists its product as uncharacterized. The record is from RefSeq and is a predicted model, not a curated record. The coding region runs from base 141 to 848 and encodes 235 amino acids. Lineage: Eukaryota; Fungi; Ascomycota; Pichiomycetes; Serinales; Debaryomycetaceae. Gene Ontology annotation, cellular component: membrane; endomembrane system. The transcript has a single exon.